Molecule: messenger RNA, 2067 nt
Organism: Blastomyces dermatitidis ER-3
Lineage: Eukaryota; Fungi; Ascomycota; Eurotiomycetes; Onygenales; Ajellomycetaceae
Exons: 4
Coding region: 1-2067 (688 amino acids)
Cellular component (GO): mitochondrial outer membrane
Source: RefSeq, a predicted model, not a curated record
AUGUCAAUAAUAUCUGAAAAGCGGGAUUGGAAGGUUACCCUACCAUAUACCACACUAUACUACACUACCGCCGUUGCUCCGCUUGUCGUUCGUUCUAAUUCCGACUUAAAUCCCAGGCAAGUUCGACGGCUAGAUGCACAGAUCGACAGGAUCCAAUUGCACAUCUCCGAAUCCGCCCACAAGUCAACUGCUGCCGCCGCCGAAAAGCCAUCGGACGUGCACGAUGAAACUUUAGCAACAACCCAGCAGACCAUAACUGCGCUGACUGCAAUUGCAAGAGCACUCUCCACGGGCUCCCCGUCACGGCCCCUCCUGCCUCGCUCCCAUCUCCUGCAGCUUUUGCACCGAUCAGCAGCGCCCUCCCUUCAAACCACUGCUGCAGGGCUAGAAGAUGGCUACAUUACAGAUCUCCAAUGGAUCAUCGCCGCAAAGGCCACCGUGCAGACGCUGGGGAUGGUAAUGCGCGCGCUGCUACAAGAUAGCAUGCCGCUAAAUGAUGGCAUUUGGUACUGGGAUGAAGUCCUGAGCUCCCAUUUCUACACUGGCCUAUAUACCAUGCAGAUGCUACCGGUUAGGCUCUGGCAUCAGGCGCAGGAUGUCUUCCACACGUUCCGGCGGCGUCGGUUGCAGGCGCUAGAUAAGGACCUGGGCGUUUCAUCUGGGUCAUUGUCCGGCCGCUGGAGCAAUUUCUAUAACCUUGUCCAUCAGAGUAUCAAGGAGCGGUCCCCGGUGCAGGCGCAGAUGAUGAGGAUUUUGUCGCCGUUUGCGUUGUCACGCUCGCAGGUUCGAUCGAAGCGGAAGCAUUUGAAGAAUAUUCGGGAGAUUAAUGCAUGUGCUAUUGGACUGCUUGUGGAGGAAGGCCUGAUCUUUGAGAUGGAGGAUGAAGAAGAAGCCGGGUACGCUAGUAAUGGCUAUGUGGACAAUCUUGGGGAUUGGAAAGAUGUUGUUCGACGGACUGUCGUUCUUCUGCGUGUCGUCCUGGAAAACGUCGGCGGAGGUGAUGGCAAGGUUGCCGUGUUUGAAGACACUGUGUUUGCGGGUGUUGAGCAUCGGGUCCCGGCAGUAGAACAUCCAUCGCACAUUUUCCAACAACUAAUACAUGUUCUAGAGGAAUCUUUGCCCAGCCAACGGACAUCUACUGAGGCUCUAAUAAAAAAAUACGGUUACCCCUCUAAGAUCAUUCGCUACUGGAUACCUGCGUCGGCCCUGUGUUUUUCCCUCGGAACAAUCCUAAAUACAUUAACAAAUAGACGCGCCGAAAUAUGGACCUGGAUCUCCGAACUUGGUUCUACAAUGGUUGAUUUCUGGGCGAAUUGGGUCAUAGACCCCUUAAGGAGACUCAUCGGGACAAUACGGCACGACGAGACGAGCGAAGUCGCCAUAAUGAGCAAAGGCAGUCUGGAAGCGGAUCGAGCCAGCCUCGAAAGGAUGGUCGUCGACUUCGCCAAGGAUGUCUCGGAUCAUAAAUCAUGGACUCAGUCAGAUAUCGAUCUGCUCCGCUCCAAAGUUAAAGAGGGGGACCUAACUCCCGUCCUAAAAGCAUACGAGCGAGAUCUACGAAAACCGUUCGUUGGAACAGUGCGGGGAGAUUUGAUUCGUGCGCUGCUGAUACAGAUUCAGAAAACCAAGGUGGACGUGGAGAUUGCAAUCGGUGGCAUUGACGCGCUGUUGAAGAGCCAGGAAUUGGUUUUUGGGUUUGUCGGCCUUACACCGGGAAUCCUCGUCUCCUACGCCGCACUCCGAUGGGUAAGUGGAGCAUUCGGAAACAGGGCAGGCCUCCGACGGGGGAAGAAACAAGAAGAAAUGACCCGCGCACUCAGUGCCGUCGAUCGCGUCCUGACCUCCUCUUGCACAACCCACGAUGGCAUCCUCUCCUACAAGGACCACGGCCUAUUGAUCUGCGAAACCGAUAUCCUCACGCAAAGAGCCCAGAAUCUUCUGCCCGGGGCUACAUAUCAUGAGUUUAGAGAGGAUAUUCAUGAGCUCUUGAAUGUGCGUGUUGGUGUUGCGCGGCAAUUGCGGAUCUUGGAGCGGGUGCGGUGGGCCUAUGCGAAGUGGAACCGCUGA